AAUCCCAUCCAAGAACAGUUGAAAUAUGAUUUGAUUGAAGUAAAGACUUGAAAUAUAUUUUGUUUAUUUGUUCCAUCUCAUUCAAACAUUCCAUUUUUUGUUAAACUUCUUCUCCGUUGAUUCAGAGUAGAGCAACUUCUCUGGCGAUUCUUCUGCUUCCUUUGUUUGGGUCUUUCAGAAACAACCUCUCUACCUCCACGAGGUAGGGGUAAGGUACGUGUACACUCUAUCCUUUCUAGACCCCACUUUGUGGGAUUUCACUGGGUAUGUUGUUGUUGUUUACCUGGCAAUUGCAGCUGUAAACUAGGUCAUUAGAAGUUUGUCAGAGAUGAGGGAUGUCAAAGACCAAAUAGAUGGAGCAGAAAAUUCAAUGCCAUCUUCCAAACAGGAAGAGGAAGUUGUUAAAAAUAAAUAUGGAGGAAUCAUGCCUAAGAAACCACUUCUAAUCUCUAAGGAUCAUGAGCGUGCUUAUUUUGAUUCUGCUGAUUGGGCUCUUGGAAAGCAAGGCGUAGAGAAGCCUAAAGGGCCACUUGAGGCACUUCGGCCAAAGUUGCAGCCAACACAGCAACAAUCCCGAUACCGCAAGUCUCCUUGUGCUCCAUCUGAGGGUGAAGAUGGAAAUAAUGCCCCAUCUGAGGAUGCUACUGCAAAUGAAUGAGCAGGUGAUUCUCUAGCUUGUGAUGUUCUUUGUUAUAUACAUGUAUGCGCAAUUUCUGUUCAGGAUUAAGAAAACAAUAUUAAGGAUAUAGAGGUGUUUUCAUCUUUAUUUGAGGCAACCAAAUGAGUAUUUGUUGGCUGGUUGAUGCGUUGUAACAUUAACUCUAAGAAUCGCUAUUGCAAGUCUAUCAAGCCUACUCUAGUUUAUUGAUUAUUGAAAAGU
Solanum tuberosum (potato) is the source of this 880-nucleotide messenger RNA. RefSeq lists its product as uncharacterized. Gene Ontology annotation, molecular function: protein phosphatase inhibitor activity. The transcript is spliced from 7 exons. The coding region runs from base 329 to 658 and encodes 109 amino acids. The record is from RefSeq and is a predicted model, not a curated record. Gene Ontology annotation, cellular component: cytoplasm. NCBI's taxonomy places the organism in Eukaryota, Viridiplantae, Streptophyta, Magnoliopsida, Solanales, Solanaceae.